Sardina pilchardus (European sardine) is the source of this 4763-nucleotide messenger RNA. Its product is annotated as NACHT, LRR and PYD domains-containing protein 3-like. The coding region runs from base 16 to 4221 and encodes 1401 amino acids. The transcript is spliced from 11 exons. Gene Ontology annotation, biological process: intracellular signal transduction. NCBI's taxonomy places the organism in Eukaryota, Metazoa, Chordata, Actinopteri, Clupeiformes, Clupeidae. The record is from RefSeq and is a predicted model, not a curated record. Gene Ontology annotation, molecular function: protein binding.
CCCAGCUGUGUGUCCAUGAAGAGUGACCAGUCCAUGGACCAGCCUCUCCGACUCAGCAGUGGACCACCACAGUCUGAUCCAAAACCACAGACACACAGACCAGUGUCUCCAGUGCCCAGCUGUGUGUCCAUUAAGAGUGACCAGUCCAUGGAUCAGCCUCUCAGACUCAGCAGUGGACAACCGCAGUCUGAUCCAAAGAACAUCCUGACCCUGGAUCAGUCCAGGUGUGGAGUGUGUGAGCAGCUACUGAGGGACCCACUCACCACCAGCUGUGGACACAGUUUCUGCAGGCAGUGCAUCAGCAGCUACAGGAGCCAGUCUGGUCCAUCAGGAGACCACAGCUGCCCUCAGUGCAGAAAGAGACCCAGAACACAACCCAUUAUAAACCCUGACACAACUAUGACACAACCACUGUUAUACCCACCUGAAAAUAUGUCACAGGCUCACCUAUACCCACAAACUAUGGCACAACCUCACCUAUACCCACCUACAGCCAUGACACAACCUUUAUUGUACCAACAUAGUGAAUUGGCACUUCAUCUGAACCCAUCUGCAAACAUGGCACAAGUUCCUCCAUCCCCACACACAGACACGGGGCAGCGUCCUCAAUACUCAGACUCAGCCAUGGGGCAGCAUCCACACAUCCAGCACCCUCUUUAUCCACACAUCCACACGGCACAGAUCUCUUCACAGCCUCCCUUAGAUGAGCACACAGUCAUGAGAGGCAGCACCCAUCUGCAAACUGAGCAUGCUCCAGUCGAAAGGGCCAAACUAACAGAUGACGAUGUCCUGACCAGAGUACUGAUGACCCAUAAAGUCAGCAUGAAGAGGAGGUUUGAGAACAUAUGUGAAGGCAUCAUAAAGUCAGGGACUCAAACACUCCUGAACAAGAUCUACACAGAGCUCUACAUCACAGAGGGAGAGAGUGAAGGGGUGAAUAAUGAGCAUGAGGUUUGGCAGGUAGAAUCUGCAUCCAGGCCGCAAACUACAGAGGACAUAUCUAUUAACUGCAAUGACAUUUUCAAACCCUUCCCUGGACAGAAGAGACACAUCAGAACAGUCAUGACCAAGGGGAUCGCUGGCAUUGGAAAAACAGUCUCAGUGCAGAAGUUCAUCCUUGACUGGGCAGAGGAGAGAGCCAACCAGGAUGUAGAUUUCAUGUUUGUGCUUCCAUUCCGUGAGCUGAAUUUGGUCAGAGAUGAUCAGUACAGUCUUCACAGGCUCCUGUUUGACUUCCACCCUGAGCUUAGGGAGCUACAGGAUAGUGAAUUUAAAGACAGUCGCAUUGUGUUAAUCUUUGAUGGUCUAGAUGAGAGUAGACUUCCACUGAAUUUCCAAGAGAACCAGAACUUGUCUGACGUGACACAAACAUCAUCAGUGGAUGUGCUGAUGACGAGUCUCAUUCAGGGAACACUGCUUCCCUCUGCUCUCAUCUGGAUAACCUCCCGACCUGCAGCAGCCAGUCAGAUCCCUUCUCAGUGCGUCAGUCUGGUGACAGAAGUACGAGGGUUCAAUGACCCGCAGAAGGAAGAGUACUUCAGGAAGAGGAUCAGUGACCAGAAUCAAGCCAACAGAAUUAUUUCACACAUUAAGACAACCAGGAGUCUCCACAUCAUGUGCCACAUGCCAGUCUUCUGUUGGAUCUCAGCCACUGUCCUUCAGCAGAUACUGGAACAGGAUGACGGGAAGGAAGCCCCCAAAACACUGACUGAGAUGUUCAUACACUUCCUGCUCAUCCAGACCACCAGGAAGAGCCAGAAGUAUCAAGAGGAAAGUCAGACAGAUAGACAGAGGCUCUUGGAGUCACACAAGGGUGUCAUAUUGAGAUUGGCAGAGCUGGCUUUCAAGCAUCUGGAGAAUGGCAAUCUCAUGUUUUAUGAGGAAGACCUGAGAGAAUGUGGCAUCGAUGCCAGUGAAGCUUCAGUGUACUCUGGUAUGUGCACUGAGAUCUUCAGGGAGGAAUGUGUGUUUCAUCACAAGAAAGUCUACUGCUUUGUCCAUCUGAGCAUCCAGGAGUUUCUUGCGGCACUGUAUGUGUUUGCCUCCUAUCUGAAAAAGAGCACAUUGAAAUUUCUCAGUGGAACUUCCUUGAGAGAUGAGAAUUUUAUUUUUAGUAGAGAUCAUAAUGAUGAUGAGGAGAAACAGGAGGAGAGUGAAGGGAAGAUAGGAGAAGAGGAGGGGAGCGAAGAAGAGGAGGAUGGAGAAGAGGAAGAAGAGGAAGAGUAUGAUGAUAACAGUUAUGAUGAUUAUGAUGAUAAUUAUUAUUAUGAUAGUUUGUAUAAUCUGUUGAAAGGGGAAGUGGAUAAGGCUUUGGACAGCAAGAAUGGACACUUGGACCUUUAUCUCCGCUUCCUUGUUGGCAUCUCAGUAGAACAGAAUCAGGCUCUUUUACGAGGCUUGUUUUCAAACAGCCACAACAGCUCAGAGAGCAUCAAGAGCACAUGUAAAUAUAUCAAGGAACUCAAGAGGCAGGACCCAUCUCCUGAAAGAUUCAUCAAUCUUUUACACUGCUUAUUUGAAAUGAAUGAUCCUUCUCUACAUGAAGAAGUUCAAGUGUAUUUGACAUCUCCGGAUGGCUUUGUUGGUGAAUUUUCACCUGCCCACUGGUCAGCACUAGCCCACAUGUUUCUGAUGUCUGAGGAGGUGCUGGACGAGUUUGACUUGAGCAAAUACAGAAUACCAGAGGAGGGACAACACAGACUAAUGCCAGCUGUGAGAUGCUGCAGGAAGGCUCUACUUGCUGACUGUAAACUAACAGAGCAGUCCUGUGAGAUUGUGGCCUCGGCUCUACAGUGUGCAAACUCCCCCUUAAGAGAGCUGGACCUGAGUCAGAAUGACCUGCAGGAGUUAGGAGAAAAACUGCUCUCUGCUCUACAGAGUCCAAACUGCAAAUUGGAAACACUGAGAUUUGUUGGCUGUAAACUCACAGAUAAAUUGUGUGAGAUUGUGGCUUUGGUUCUGCAGUCAUCAAACUCCCUGAUGGAACUGGACCUGAGUCACAAUAACCUGGGAUAUUCUGGAGGCCAGCUCCUCUCUAAGGGACUGUCUAGUCCCCACUGUAAACUGCAGACAUUAAGACUUGCUGGUUGUGAGCUAACAGAGGAAUCCUGUAAGGCUGUAGUCUCUGCUUUGCAGUCCUCCAUCUCCCUAAAGGAACUGGACCUGAGUCACAAUGACCUGAAGGAUUCUGGAGUUCAGCUUCUCUCUACAGGACUGAGUAGCCCUCACUGUAAACUGCAGACUUUAAGGCUCAAUCAGUGCCACCUCUCUAAAGCAAGCUGUGAAAUGAUGGCAUCCGUGCUGCAAAGUGCACCUUCCCAUCUGAGAGAACUAGACAUGAGUGACAAUGACCUGCAGGAUGAAGGAGUGGAGCUGCUCUGUGUGGGACUAAGAGAUCCACAAUGCAAGCUGGACACACUGAGACUGUCUGGUUGUCUCAUCACACAUGAGGGCUGUUCUCGCUUGUCCUCUGCCCUCAAAUCAAACCCCUCCUACCUGAAACUGCUGGAUCUGAGCUACAAUCACCCAGGAGACUCAGGUGUCAGAGAGCUUACAGACAGACUGAAUGAUCCCGGCUGUAAACUAGAGACGUUGAGGUAUGACCAUGGAGGAGAGUGCAGGAUUGAACCAGGACCCAGAAAAUAUGCCUGUGAGCUCACACUGGACCCAAACACAGCAUACAGAGAUCUCUCUCUCUCUGAGGGGAACAGAAAGGUGACAUAUGGGCAGCAGCAGUCGUAUCCUGACCACCCAGAGAGAUUUGACCCCAUGGCUCAGGUGCUGUGUAGAGAGGGUCUGUCUGGACACCAUCCAGAGAGAUGUGACAGUCUGGGUCAGAGUCUAGUCAGCACGGGUCAGUCUGGACGCUACUACUGGGAGGCUGAGUGCAGUGGUGGGGAUGAGGUAGCAGUGGCCUAUAAAAGCAUGGAGAGGAAAGGGGGCAGCAGCUUAUUUGGACGUAAUGCCAAGUCCUGGAGUCUGGAGUGCUCUGGUAAUAGUUACUCUGCCUGGCACAAUAAUAAGUACACUGCCAUACCUGCACCCUCCUCCCGCUCCAGCAGAGUAGGAGUGUACCUGGACUGGCCAGCAGGCACUCUGUCCUUCUACAGCGUCUCCUCUAACACACUCACCCACCUGCACACGUUCCACUCCACAUUCACUGAGCCCCUCUAUCCUGGGUUUUUGACCUACUCCUCAGUGUCCCUGUGCCAGAUCACAUGACCUCCUAAUCCUGCAGCAGAGGAGAGCCACACAUUUCUGUUUACACACUCCUGAGUGUGUGUGUGUGUGUGUUUGUGUUUCUUCUCUUGCCUCAUCUGUGUAGCAUUUUCCCUCUCACUGUUCCCCCUGUGUUUGCUGCUCCCUCUGUUACUCUCUUUUAUCGGUGUGUGUGUGUGUGUGUGUGUGUGUGUGUGUGUGUGUGUGUGUGUGUGUGUGUGUGUGUGUGUGUGUGUGUGUGUGUGUGUGUGUGUGUGUGUGUGUGUGUGCGUGUGUGUUGUGUGUGUGGUGUUUGUGUGUGUGUGUGUUUUGUGUGUGUGUUCCUUGUCUUGCCUCCUCUGUGUUGCAUCUUCUUUCUCACUGUUCCCCAUACAGUGGGUACGGGUUGAGAAUGCACCUUCUCCCGCGGGACUCCCGAAGUGAUCCCGCAGGCCGUCAAGACGAUUUUUUUCGAGGCUAAGGCAAUGUACCCAAACAACCACCAGGUGGCAGAAAGUUUCAUCCCGCAUUUCAAAAUGAUGAAGACCGCAUAUCCGUCAAUAGUC